GGUCGGACCGUCCUGCCCGUCCUGCCCGUCCUGCCCCCUCCGCUUCUCUCCUUGCCCCCGGUGGCCUGGGCCGGGGCCCGGCCGGUCGCCCACCUGCUCCAUCGCCCGCGGGGCCCCGGAGAAGCUGUGCUUUCUCGGGCACCCUGCAAGAGAAGCACUUUUGAUUGCGCCGGGAGAGUUUUGGAAGUAAGUGCGACGCUUCGAAGAAGAAAGACCUUGCGGUUUCAAUGACUAAAAGUAAUGGAGAAGAACCCCGGCUCCAGGGCAGGAUGGAGCGUUUCCAGCAAGGGGUCCGCAAACGGACGCUCUUGGCCAAGAAAAAAGUGCAAAAUAUCACCAAGGAGGAUGUUAAAAACUAUCUGUUCCGGAACGCCUUUGUGCUCCUCACUGUCACUGCUGUCAUCGUGGGUACAAUUCUUGGAUUUACCCUGCGGCCUUACAAUAUGACCUAUCGGGAAGUCAAGUACUUCUCUUUCCCAGGAGAACUUCUGAUGAGGAUGUUACAGAUGUUGGUUUUACCCCUCAUCGUAUCCAGUUUAGUCACAGGCAUGGCGGCCCUCGAUAGCAAGGCAUCAGGGAAGAUGGGAAUGCGGGCAGUUGUCUACUACAUGACCACGACAAUCAUAGCUGUGGUGAUUGGCAUUAUCAUCGUCCUCAUCAUUCACCCAGGAAAAGGCUCCAAGGAAAACAUGCACAGAGAAGGCAAAAUCAUGCAGGUGACAGCAGCGGAUGCCUUUCUUGAUUUAAUCAGAAACAUGUUCCCUCCAAAUCUGGUGGAAGCCUGCUUCAAACAGUUUAAAACAAACUACGAAAUGAAGAGCUUUAAAACUUCUAUCCCACCCAAUGAGUCUUUGGUGGAGUCCGUAAUCAACAAUGUGUCCGAAGCCAUGGAGACCCUCACCCGGAUAAGAGAAGAGUUGGUCCCCAUCCCAGGAGCCGUCAACGGAGUCAACGCAUUGGGUCUGGUGGUCUUCUCCAUGAGCUUUGGAUUAGUGAUUGGGAAUAUGAAGGAACAAGGACAGGCAUUAAAAGAUUUCUUUGACUGCCUGAACGAGGCUAUUAUGCGAUUAGUAGCUGUCAUCAUGUGGUACGCGCCACUGGGUAUUCUCUUCCUGAUUGCUGGCAAAAUUGUUGAGAUGGAAGAUAUGGGAGUGAUUGGUGGACAGCUUGCCAUGUACACCAUUACGGUCAUUAUUGGUUUGCUCAUUCAUGCUGUUAUUGUUCUACCACUGCUCUACUUCUUAGUAACUCGAAAAAACCCGUGGGUUUUUAUUGGCGGAUUGCUGCAAGCACUCAUUACUGCUUUGGGAACAUCUUCAAGCUCUGCCACACUGCCCAUCACCUUUAAGUGCCUGGAGGAGAACAAUGGUGUGGACAAACGGAUCACCAGAUUUGUGCUCCCAGUGGGGGCAACCAUUAACAUGGAUGGAACUGCCUUGUAUGAGGCCCUGGCCGCCAUCUUCAUUGCUCAAGUUAAUAACUUUGACCUGAAUUUUGGGCAGAUUCUUACCAUCAGCAUCACGGCCACCGCCGCCAGCAUCGGAGCGGCCGGAAUUCCUCAGGCAGGGCUGGUCACCAUGGUCAUUGUGUUGACAUCAGUGGGUUUGCCAACGGACGAUAUCACGCUCAUCAUUGCGGUCGACUGGUUCUUGGACCGACUUCGUACCACCACCAAUGUUCUGGGAGACUCUCUCGGAGCAGGAAUUGUGGAACACCUGUCACGGCACGAGCUGAAGACCCAAGAUCUGGAAAUGGGUAAUUCCGUGAUCGAAGAGAAUGAAAUGAAGAAGCCCUACCAGCUCAUUUCCCAGGAAAAUGUGGCCGACAAAUCCACCGACAGUGAAACCAAGAUGUAGGCUGGGGAAAAUAACCGGGUGUCCAGAUUAGUAGAAGUCUGAAAACCAUUCUGCUUUUUCCAUCCAUUUAUAACAUCUCACUUUCCACAAGUCCCUUGAUAGCUUGCUUUCUCCUCCUAGUCGGAUAGCAUCGACAGUGUUCAUCAACAAACAAGGAGAAGGAGCAAUGGCCAGAACAAAAGAUUGUCAUCCCUCUUUAAAAAUCAAAACCAACUAGAGUUUCCUGCUGAUCAUGCUGGGUAUGAGAGGAGAGCAAAAGAUUUGUUGAUCAGAUCAACAAGAACAUACAAGUGUACAUGUUACUCAAAUCCUGUAAAUGUGAUCCCUUUUUUUUUUCUUUUAUAAACUGGAAAUCACUCUUUAUAACAGGCUGAAAAUGUUUUUAUUUUUUUAAACUCCUGUUACAAAUCCUUAAUAUCCUUCAGCAUGCAGUCCAAUUUAGCACUCAAAAGAUAAUAACUUGAUAUAAUGGCCAUCCAGAGAACAGAAGUGCAGAGAACCUUUUUUUUUUUCUCCCUUAGGAUAUGGUAUUUCCAUAUCUUGCUGCGAGCAGGCGAUAUCAAAGUGCCCACGGACAAAGGGAGCUGAGAGGGGUGAGCAGCGAUGCAUCUAUGUCCUGCGUUCUGUCCCCUAACUUCUUGUAUGAAAGGUCAUUUAGGAGAGGGUGGGCCUUCCAUUUUAUUGCCAGAGAGCCCACAUCCACAUGGCGGAAGGGGCAGUGAGGUUUCAAAUGCCCUGUGUUUGGGACAGCUCUUCCUGUAGGGGAAAGUGCUCCCAGUUUCCCUCAUUCAAGGGAGAACUGAAGUCUUAAGGGUUUAUCCACUACUUCACUAAUCAGGAUAGUCUUUAGAACGUAGAACUGAAAACUAAAUGAAUAUUCAUGGUCUUCCUGAGUAUUAGGAGAACUCUAAUUGGCAGGACGGCGUGCUCAGAACCUAUAAAGAGAGGAUUUUAAAGACGAUUGCCAGAGGCUUUCAAAGUGAACGGGAAGAACAUUCAGAAGAUUGGAGCGGGGAGGGUCUCAUAGACAUUGCUUUUUCCGUUCAGUCCAAAGUCAUUCCCCAGAGUAGUCACAGAAGGGCGGAACAUUAAGUUUAUAUAUUUUUCUCUCGUAUUUGUUUUUAGGAGUCAAAAUGGAAGAGAUUAAUUAAGGAGGUAGAGGUGGGUGUUUGAGGAACUGGGGACCCAAGAGCCUGAAGCUCUAUGUGUUGCUGACUUGUACUUCCCAAGCGCUUAGUACAGUGCUCUGCACACAGUAAGCGCUCAAUAAAUACGAUUGAAUGAAUGAAUGAAGCAGGGAGGGUGUCUCUGCUUACCUGAAAAUGUUUUUGCCUUGGGUAUGACGUUCACCAACUAAGGGAAAUGAGAGAUAUCUUUGGGUUGGAAUUCCACUCGUCAAGUACAUGAGCCCUUCAGCUGGAACUUUGUUCCUGAAAGAAAUAGCGAGACGACGUACGGAGGGAGAUCACGGUGAUGAAGAGUGGGGUGUUCGUUUGAGGCAGGACAUCUCCCAGGCUUCAGGUGGUGAUGCAGGUUUGGUUCCCUAGGAAUGCUCAGGAUCCUUGUGGUCAACUGGAAGUGUCGGGCAAUGCAAGCUUUGUUUGAAGUGCUGACUGAAAGUCGCGAAGAUGGACUCGCUAACCGAUUGAAAAAUCUAGACACAAAUCCUCUGAUGUUUUUAGGCAUGUUUUCAUAUAGAUUCAGUGCCGAGCGUGUGUAUAAAGAGUUAACACUAGUCUGUAUGAAGUAACAAUUAAUGUUUUGUGGCAGUUAUGUUUGGCGAUACUUGGCAAAGAUUUCAUGUAAAUGCUGUCGUCCUACGAACCUAUGGAGAAAAAUGAACAGUGCAUCUUUUUUAUACUAACUGUUUCUUAUGGAAAUCAGGUCCCCUAAGAUGUACCCUCCCCUCCACUUCUCACUGGCUCAGCAGGAAGCUGUCCAGUGGGAGUAGAAAACCGUGACUUUGUAGAUGUAUUUUCAAUAAAAGAUAGUUUUACAUUAUA
Molecule: messenger RNA, 3859 nt
Organism: Tachyglossus aculeatus (Australian echidna)
Lineage: Eukaryota; Metazoa; Chordata; Mammalia; Monotremata; Tachyglossidae
Gene: SLC1A3
Product: solute carrier family 1 member 3
Exons: 10
Coding region: 228-1856 (542 amino acids)
Biological process (GO): L-aspartate import across plasma membrane; L-glutamate import across plasma membrane; D-aspartate import across plasma membrane
Cellular component (GO): plasma membrane
Molecular function (GO): L-glutamate transmembrane transporter activity; neutral L-amino acid transmembrane transporter activity; glutamate:sodium symporter activity
Source: RefSeq, a predicted model, not a curated record